UGACACUAAGCACUGAUCAUGUUUCAAUCAAAGACCACUCAGACUACAGCCACAGAAUUGAACCAGAUUGCAUGGAAAUAUUAUGAUAACAAACUGGGCUGGGAGUCAUUUGAGAGCUACAAAGAAAGCACAUGCAGUCCCAUCUAAUAAUCUGAUUAACCCUCAAGCACCACUUCCAUCCAGACCACUUCAGCACUCUCAACACAGAUGAAAAGGGAAACCCUGCCCAAAUCAGCUUCUCUGCUGAGUUAAAAACACUACAACUGACCAACAGUGUCUGUGGAAAAAUCAGUUUAUACUUUUAUGCAUCAGUUUUGAGUAUAUGGACACUUAAGUAAUUAAUGUGUUAAUAGGAAAGAUAAACAAGGAAAAUGUUUCACAAAAGAAGUGUGUUAGGUUUAAAAAUAAAUAAAAAAUCAUUCUUAAAAAUAUGUUAUCCUGCAGAAAAUAAGUAGAAUAUGUAGGUUUAUAUGCUAUACAAAUCAAUAGCACAUACAUGGUAGAAAUGUUUUGUGCAAACAGUUUUGAAUCAAAACAGUGUUCAUAACUUCAUUAGCUUAGAAUGAAAAUGUCGGGAUGCUGAAAAUGAGACUUACCUGUUUGCUGCUAUCACUCUGCCUCACCAAGCUGGUGGUCUCACUAGGUUUGGCCUCGUCCGUGGCGGUCAUGCUGACGAGAGAAAGACAGAAUCAGAAGCACAGAAUGAGAAGCAGCUGUCUGCUCCUCCUGCAGAAAAAGGGAAAACACAAGCCACUACCCACAUCUCAUUCAUCACAUAUGAAAACACCCCAGUUACAUGCUUCUCAUCACCUGACGCUCCAUUCAGCAACUGAGCAAAUAUCCAUAUCAUCAGCUUUUGACCACCAUUUUAACAAGUCACACUGGAAAAGCUCACUGAUUGUUCAGACUCACAUUACAGAUUAUUAAUAUACACAUAAAGCAAUCAAAACACCAGUAGGUUCAAUAGUGGCUUAUUCUGAUCACAGAUUUCCACAAACAAAAUUCUCUCUAUGUACACUACCAUUCAAAAUGUUUAUGUUUUCUUUUGCAUCAUGUCAACAUGUGAGUGUCAACCAAAAACAUUAUAUUUUAUAUACAAUUUAUCAUACAGUAUAUUACAAAUAAUAUUCUAUAAUAUUUCUAGAUAAUAGUUUAUAUAUAGGCUAAAAUGUUAUUUUAAAUAUGAAAAUAUACAAGGCAACCAUCAUACAGUAUUUGGGGGUGGUCUAAAAAAAGGUUGGAAAACCCCCAGCUGAAUGUAAACAAACCCAGUUAUACCCAGUAUAAAUAUAUAAUUGCAGGCCAUCCUCACACUGAAAUAAACUUGCAAUAGCAGUUUAAAAGGGACAUGUACAGUAUAAUUUCUGAAAAAAGGGUCUUAAUUUUAAAUAAAUUUUAAACUUUAAUGUGCGCAUACAUGCUUGUACUGUGCUGUACUGGGAUGUGAAUUUUCAAUGACUCGCCAGUAGAUGGCAACAGUGAAACGCUAAGGUUGAAAUGUCUCUGUUGUAUUUAUCUCCGUCGCACAUUUACAACAGCUUUCAACAGGAGAAUGGAAAUGCUUUUUCUUGGAGUUCCAAGUGCACAGAUAACCUGAAAAAGAAACUGCACCAUAUGAAAAGAUGGCUUGUGUGCGACGUGUGUGGAUGAACAGGCAGCGGUUUGCCCCCAUUGAGAGGAGUCUGUGCCUGUCGGAUAGAGCAGACCUCAGACAUGGUGUAGGAUAUCAGGAAAGAAACAAGCAAUUGAAGUUGAGACAAGGCCUGUGAUAAAGCUGGAGGGGAGUGUGAACGAUCGACAGUAGCCGUGGAUUGGGCACAGGCAGGCGGAGGCCCCCUAUGGAGAAGGAGCAGGGCAGCGUGGCCUCCAGUGCCAGUGUCACCAUCCCCAGCACCACCUCAGCCUCCACCGGCAUCAACACCAUAUCAAACUCCUCCAGCAGACAGCAGGCUGUGCCUCAGAUAUCAGUCUAUGGAGGAAUCACAGACAGACAGACCGUUCAGGUCAUCCAGCAGGCCUUGAACAGGCAGCCCAGCACAGAAGCAGCUCAGUAUCUACAGCAGAUGUAUGCAGCUCAACAACAACACCUCAUGCUACAGACCGCAGCACUACAGCAACAGCACCUGAGUCUGGCUGCAGUGCAGCAGGCUAGUAUAGUGGCAGGAAGACAAAGCUGUAAUCCAAAUGGCACUACAUCCCAGCAGACUGUGGCCUCCCAAACCACUAUAAACCUGGCCACAUCCCCAGCGGCAGCUCAUUUGAUCAGUCGAGCUCAGAGUGGGAACUCUGUUCCAGUCUGCAUUGCCCAACAGGCCGUUCUGCUGGGAAGCUCCUCCACACCCACGCUCACCGCCAGCCAAGCACAGAUGUAUUUACGAGCUCAGAUGGCACAGCAAACUAACCUUGUGCAAGUAGCUAGGAGCCUAGGACGAGCUGUUCCUUUGUCCCCCCAGCUUAUCUUCACCCCAACUGCCUCAGUCACAGCAGUUCAACCAGAAGCUACUGCUCUGUCAGUCAAUACGCCACCCAUCAGCGGACAGGUGCAGAACUUGGCUCUUCGUGGCCAGCAGGGGAUGCUCACUUCCUCCCUCUCUCAGUCUCAGUUACAGAGCCUAAAUGUGAAACAGUCCCCCGGAGCGUCAGCACAGAUUUCUUUGACUGGCCAGCCAGUGGCCCGUCUGAAGAGUCCUGGAGCGGAGCCAAACCCUCAGGGAGCUGCUGCAAAGGGUAGUCCUGCAGAAACAUCCUCAGAGACUGUGGGAAAAAACGACAAAACCAGUGACCUCACAACACGGGAGUUGAACGUGUGUCCCAAUGUGACCUCAGUGGCGGGCCAUCCUCUCAUCAGCACAGCAUAUACCCAAAUUCAGACCCAUCAGCUGCUCCAGCAGCAUAAGCAUCAGUUUGUGAUACAGCAGCAGCCUCAGAUACUGCAGAGAGGUCAAGCUCAGCUCUUAGAAGCUGCCACCAUUCAUCCUCACACAUUGCAAGCUGUAGCCAUUCAGCCUGCCCUGCCAGCUCAGCCUCAGCAGUGCCCUAUCCCUUUGCUGCCCAAAGUGCCUGUUACCUGCCAACAAGCCACCAUCUUCCAUUCCACCACUGUGAGUCAGCAGGCACUUGCCCAGAAUGGACAGCCGCCCAUGCUGAGCCACAGCAAAGCAGCACCUCUACAGCUUACUGCAGUUAAUGUCCAGAUCCAGCCAGUUCAAACUCAUCUGAAAGUAGCCACACAGGAUGUGUCAGAUAAGGACAACCCUGUUCCUCUCGAACAGCAGCUGCUAUCCAUACCAACACAAGAGCCAACCCAAUCAGAUCAAUCCCAGCCAGUCAAACAAUCUCAUCAAAGUAAAGUGGCAGAAAACACAGAAGCAGGCAGAGUGAAUGUGAAGUCAGGUGUGGGUUCACCUCCAGCCAUGACCUCGGGCAGUGGGAACAAUGCGCCCACGGUGACCGGCAGCGCUCCGCAAAAUGGCGAGAGUAAACCGCCGCCACAGGCGGUGGUAAAGCCCCAGAUCCUCACGCAUGUUAUCGAGGGAUUCGUGAUUCAGGAGGGAGCUGAGCCUUUUCCCGUUGAACGUCCGUCCUUGCUGAUCGAGAAUUUAAAGAAGCAGAAGCAGCAUCAGGCUUAUUCAGACCUACAGAAGCAGGCUCACAAUGCAGACUCUGAGAUGGAGGACCUUUCACAGCAAGAGCUAAAUAAUCAGAUCGCUGAGCCAGUGCUGUCAUGUGAAUUCUGUGGGAAUGUAGACUUUGCGUUUAACUUCAAGAGAUCCAAGCGGUUUUGUUCUACGGUGUGUGCAAAGAGGUAUAAUGUUGGAUGCACAAAACGAAUGGGACUUUUCCCAAGAAAAUCAACAUCGGAAAGCCCAAAGAAACAGAAAGCCUCCAACUCCAAUCAUCAAAACAGCAGCACGGAUAUCAGGAAACGGAAUCCAAGGGCUCAAACAGCCAUGGGAGGAGCGUCUUUGUUGUCCCCACACUCCUCUCAUCCAUGUCACGGUGAUUCCAGCCAGUGCUCCGAUAUGUCCAGCUACGAAGAGCCCAUUUCGCCACUGUCCAACUCAAGCUUUGGAACCCAAAGGCUUCCGAACAAGGAAAGAUUUGAUCACAGUAGAGAUCUCCCUCUCCUCACGCAGCACUUCUUGGCCAGCGACCCCACCAAGUGGAACGUCGAGGACGUUUAUGAAUUCAUCUGCUCUCUGCCAGGCUGCCAGGAGAUCGCAGAAGAGUUUCGCUCUCAGGAGAUCGAUGGCCAGGCCUUAAUGCUUCUCAAAGAGGAUCAUCUCAUGAGCACCAUGAACAUCAAACUUGGCCCCGCACUGAAAAUCUUUGCCCACAUCAGUAUGCUCAAGGACUCGUAGCCUUUCCCACAGCUCCGCCUGAUUUGGAAAGGACACCCUAACACCUCUGCACUGGUUUCCUCAUCCCAUUGUGGCUUUUGGUCCUGGGGAUUGCUGCUCCUCAAACCCACAAACUUGUGUACAGUUCUCGUCACAGUUGAACAAUUUCAUCCCUAAAGCAUGAUGGUGUGACUUGAUUACAAAUCUCUCGUGUAUUCAGCUGUGCCAGGCCUGGGAGGGGGCGACAAUCCAUCAUGUCAAGAAGACAAGCACAAGUACUUUGCCAUUUGUGCAAACAAAUGUUCAUCGUAUGGUAGCAUGCAAACAGGUUUACAGUUUCUUUUCUGUUUUGAACUGGACUUGUGAUUUUUCUGUCAUAAAGUGACGUUGUUGUAGUUCUGUUUCUCACUGUCACAGCAACAUGUGAUGUUCGGUUAGCCAAGGAAAAUUUUGUACCUUUUUAGCCUUGCAGUGUGCCAUCAUUUGUAGAUAGUAAACUGUGUUCAGGUUCCUUCAUCUCACAGGAUAUUCCUCAGUUCACUUGGUAUCAGAUUUUUGUACUCAAAUGUGGCAUUUUUGACACUAUAAUUCACAGGUAUAAUGGACAUGAAAACUUUGACUCCAAGAUGUGCCUAAUAUUUUCUAAAUAUCCCAAAGAUUCCACACACGUUAUCAUGCUUUUAGUUCAAGUGAAAUCAGUAAGUCAAAAAUGCAUUUCCCAGCAUUAAGGUUUAAGGACUGUGGUUAAUACCACUUUACAUUUAAGUUCUGAACCCAUCCUUGGUAUGAUGAACUGCGAUCAUUUUUCAUAAAUCACUUCUGUCCCAAUCAUCAUUGUGUGCACUCAUGUUUGGGAAGCUGGUGCAGCUUGUCUCUAUUUUUACAUUCAUCAUUUGAUCAAAUUUCUGUAUUUAUUGAGAGCUAGUCUCCGAUUCUGUUUUAUAUUUGAAAAUAAAACUGAGAAAACGAA
Molecule: messenger RNA, 5310 nt
Organism: Megalobrama amblycephala (Wuchang bream)
Lineage: Eukaryota; Metazoa; Chordata; Actinopteri; Cypriniformes; Xenocyprididae
Gene: phc2a
Product: polyhomeotic homolog 2a (Drosophila)
Exons: 18
Coding region: 1839-4361 (840 amino acids)
Cellular component (GO): nucleus; PRC1 complex
Molecular function (GO): protein binding; zinc ion binding
Source: RefSeq, a predicted model, not a curated record